AUGAGCCUCAGUGAGGAGCAGGCACGGGCCUUCCUGGACCAGAACCCUGGCUUCACGGAUGGCUACUUCGAGGGCACGGUGGGUACGGGUCUGCGCGAGCUGUGUCAGGUAGAGGAGGCGGCAGCGCUGCUGGGGCUGGUGUGCGACAUGCAGGAGAGCGUGAACAUGGAGCGCGUGCUGUUCAAGCUGCUGCGGCGCCUGGCGGGCCUGCUGCAGGCCGACCGCCUCAGCCUCUUCAUGCAGCGGCAGCGCAACGGCGUGGCUGAGCUGGCCACCAGGCUCUUCAGCGUGCAGCCGGACAGCACCCUGGAGGAUUGCCUCGUGCCUCCCGACUCUGAGAUCGUCUUCCCGUUGGACAUCGGAGUGGUGGGACACGUGGCCCAGACCAAGAAGAUGGUGAAUGUGCCAGACGUGGCUGAGUGUCCCCACUUCUGCUCCUUUGUGGAUGAGCUGACUGGAUAUGUGACCAGGACCAUCCUGGCCACGCCCGUCAUGAAUGGCAAGGACGUCAUGGCCGUGGUCAUGGCUGUCAACAAGCUGAACGGCCCCUGCUUCACCUGUGAGGAUGAGGAUAUUUUCUUAAAGUACCUGAAUUUUGGCACCUUGAACCUAAAGAUCUACCACCUGAGCUACCUCCACAACUGUGAGACACGCCGAGGCCAGGUGCUCCUCUGGUCAGCCAACAAGGUGUUUGAGGAGCUGACAGACAUUGAGAGACAGUUCCACAAGGCCUUCUACACGGUGCGGGCCUACCUGAACUGUGACCGGUACUCGGUGGGGCUCCUGGACAUGACCAAGGAAAAGGAAUUCUUUGACGUGUGGCCGGUCCUGAUGGGAGAGGCGCAGCCCUACUCAGGCCCUAGGACCCCCGACGGCCGCGAAAUUGUGUUCUACAAGGUCAUUGACUACAUCCUUCAUGGCAAGGAAGACAUCAAGGUCAUCCCGACGCCACCCGCUGAUCACUGGGCCCUCGCCAGUGGCCUUCCAACCUACGUGGCAGAGAGUGGCUUUAUCUGCAACAUCAUGAAUGCCCCUGCUGACGAGAUGUUUAAGUUCCAGGAGGAUCCCCUGGACGACUCAGGUUGGAUCAUCAGGAACGUGCUGUCCAUGCCCAUUGUCAACAAGAAGGAGGAGAUCGUGGGUGUGGCCACGUUCUACAACAGGAAGGACGGCAAGCCCUUCGACGAGCAGGACGAGGUCCUCAUGGAGUCCCUCACGCAGUUUCUGGGCUGGUCGGUGCUGAACACAGACACCUAUGACAAGAUGAACAAGCUGGAGAACCGCAAGGACAUUGCCCAGGACAUGGUGCUGUACCAUGUGUGCUGUGACAAGGACGAGAUCCAGGCCAUCCUGCCAACGAGAGAGCGUCUGGGGAAGGAGCCAGCUGACUGUGAGGAGGAGGAGCUGGGCAAGAUCCUGAAAGAGGAGCUGCCGGGGCCAAGCAAGUUCGACAUCUAUGAGUUCCACUUCUCAGACCUGGAGUGCACGGAGCUGGAGCUCGUCAAGUGUGGCAUCCAGAUGUACUAUGAGCUGGGUGUGGUCCGAAAGUUCCAGAUCCCCCAGGAGGUGCUGGUGCGCUUUCUGUUCUCCGUGAGCAAAGGCUACCGGAGGAUCACUUACCACAACUGGCGCCAUGGCUUCAACGUGGCCCAAACCAUGUUCACGUUGCUUAUGACAGGCAAACUCAAGAGCUACUACACUGACCUGGAGGCCUUGGCCAUGGUGACCGCUGGGCUGUGCCACGACAUCGACCACAGGGGCACCAACAACCUGUACCAGAUGAAGUCCCAGAACCCGCUGGCCAAGCUGCACGGCUCCUCAAUUCUGGAGCGACACCACCUGGAGUUUGGGAAGUUCCUGCUCUCCGAGGAGAGCCUGAACAUCUUCCAGAACCUGAACCGGCGGCAGCAUGAGCACGUGAUCCACCUCAUGGACAUCGCCAUCAUAGCCACUGACCUGGCCCUCUACUUCAAGAAGAGAACCAUGUUCCAGAAGAUUGUGGAUGAGUCCAAGAACUACGAAGACAGGAAGAGCUGGGUGGAGUACCUGUCUCUGGAGACCACACGCAAGGAGAUUGUCAUGGCCAUGAUGAUGACCGCUUGUGACCUGUCAGCCAUCACCAAACCCUGGGAAGUCCAGAGCAAGGUGGCUCUGCUGGUGGCAGCUGAGUUCUGGGAGCAGGGCGACCUGGAGCGGACGGUUCUGGACCAGCAGCCCAUUCCAAUGAUGGAUCGGAACAAGGCAGCCGAGCUCCCCAAGCUGCAGGUGGGCUUCAUUGACUUCGUGUGCACCUUCGUGUACAAGGAGUUCUCCCGCUUCCACGAGGAGAUCCUGCCCAUGUUUGACCGCCUGCAGAACAACAGGAAGGAGUGGAAGGCCCUGGCAGACGAGCAUGAGGAAAAAGUGAAGGCCCUGGAGGAGGAGAAGGAGCAGGAGAAGGCGGCAGUCAAAAAAGUGGGCACAGAGAUCUGCAACGGAGGCCCGGUCCCCAAGUCCCCCACUUGCUGCAUCCUUUGAGCCUGCCGUGGGCACGUGGGCAUGCCGCGCCCUCUGCCUCUGCCCAUCCUCUGUAGAGGAAGCAGGAAACCCACAAGUGACCCAAGACAAAUUAAGCGGUUCUCAUGAUUUUUCUAAGGCCGACUACUGAGUACGACACUAGCCUCUUGUCACACACCACGUGAGAAUAGCAGGAGGCUCUGACAAUAGCACAAGAGCUACGUCUAAGAGGACCUGGGUGGGGGCUAGUCAGCUCAGGCCUAGGAGCCCCAGCACUGGGGGACACCAUGAAUGAGGAGCAGUGCUGUGGUUCCCUCCAUCUAAAGUGAGAACAGCAGCCCUGGAGUAGUCAAUCACGUAAACGGCCACGGCGCCAUAAAAAGUUAAGAGUUUGAAGGGGGCCAGGUGGCGGUGCACCGGGUCGAGUGCACGUUAAAAUGCGCGAGGACCCAGGUCUGAGCUCCUGGUCCCCACGAGGGGGAAGCUUUGCAGGUGGUGAAGCAGUACUGCAGGUGUCGCUCUCCUUUUUUUGCUUAACCCCCGCGCCACCGCCCGACCCCCUCUCCCUUCCUCUUUCUUUUUUUCCCUUCUGUUGCCCUUGUUUUUUAUUGCUGUUGUAGUUAUUAUUAUUGUCUUUGUUGUUAUAGGACAGAGAGAAAUCGAGAGAGGGGCAGAGAAAAACACCUGCAGACCUGCUUCACCGCCUGUGAAGCAACCCCCCCCCCCCCAGCAGGUGGGGACCCGGGGGCUCGAACCGGGAUCUUUACACUGGUCCUUGGGCUUUGUGCCACGUGCGCUUAACUCCCUGCGCUCCAGCCCAACUUCCAUUUCUGACUUUCUCUAUCCAAUGAAGAUAUAUAUAUAA
Molecule: messenger RNA, 3361 nt
Organism: Erinaceus europaeus (western European hedgehog)
Lineage: Eukaryota; Metazoa; Chordata; Mammalia; Eulipotyphla; Erinaceidae
Gene: PDE6B
Product: phosphodiesterase 6B
Exons: 22
Coding region: 1-2517 (838 amino acids)
Biological process (GO): retina development in camera-type eye; signal transduction
Cellular component (GO): photoreceptor outer segment membrane
Molecular function (GO): protein binding; 3',5'-cyclic-nucleotide phosphodiesterase activity
Source: RefSeq, a predicted model, not a curated record